This is a messenger RNA of Mizuhopecten yessoensis (Yesso scallop), 2440 nucleotides long. RefSeq names its product neuroglian-like. The coding region runs from base 242 to 2299 and encodes 685 amino acids. The transcript has 14 exons. The record is from RefSeq and is a predicted model, not a curated record. Gene Ontology annotation, biological process: homophilic cell-cell adhesion; axon guidance; dendrite self-avoidance. Gene Ontology annotation, molecular function: cell-cell adhesion mediator activity. Gene Ontology annotation, cellular component: axon; plasma membrane. NCBI's taxonomy places the organism in Eukaryota, Metazoa, Mollusca, Bivalvia, Pectinida, Pectinidae.
CGGUACUGUAGAAAUACAUACAUCUUAGGGUAGCCAUUUUGUGAACAGUGCUGCGUAAAAACAACACGGACACUGCACCAUGUUAUAUUGAAUCAAAUCAAUAACUGGUAUCGGCAGCAGACAGACAACCCAGAUUUGUUGUUGUGAGACGGAUGAAGCAUUGUUUCAAUUUUCAAGGCUGAACAAGGUCUGAUAAGAAGAGAAACUCCAGUCUACACCAGAUAAACAGUAGCUGUCCGACAUGGUUAGGAUAUUCCCCCUCCUCCUCGUGGGGAGCAGCGUGAUGUUAUGCCAUGCUCAGUCGCUAGAGACACCACCUUCAAUGAAGUCCGACUUCAAACAGCAGUACUAUCUCAGUCUUAAUGGCAAUGUCAAAUUUAGUAAAAUCUGCAAAGCUGAUGGAUAUCCAGAACCAGUAUACUCAUGGAAAGUAAAUGGCAUUCAAAUCCAAAGCCACCAGUUCAGGACGUUGUACGAUAACGGCACACUCUUUAUCAGUGUUUCCAAUUCCACGUACAAUCAAUACGGAGAAUAUCAGUGUUUUGCUACCAACUCCAAGGGAGUAGCCAUGUCUUCAAUGUUCUCUAUCAUAAUGCCAGUUUUGAAUGGUUUCCCAGUCGAGUCACAAGAAUUGGGACUAAAAGAAGAAUACAAAUAUCAAGUUUUAAAGUGUGUGUCACGUCCAAGGUGCGUACCGGAAGCAGCUUGCAGUACAGAGUGGAAAAUCGGCGACGGGACUGACAAAAGCGUUACUCCUACUGACCGAGUUGCCUUUAGCGAAGAUGGUAGUAUGCAUUUCUUGUAUCUAAAAAGAGGCGAUCAACUGGGUGGAGGCUUAACCUAUGGCUGCGGAGUAUGGAACCAAGUUAUGUCCGUCCUGGUCAAGGGAAGUCCUACAAAAUUCAGCGUCAAGACUGUAGACGAUGAACCUUUACAUCCAGUAGAGGUAAAAUACAGCAAAGACGCAACCGGCCUCCUGGGAUAUUCAGCAAGGUUACAGUGUAUCUUCUCAGGCUAUCCACUGCCAACAAUCUCAUGGAGAACUGAAUUUGGGAAAAACAUUCUGAGUGAUGGUACGAAGUAUGAGAUGGAGAAUUUUAACAGGGUACUUGUUGUGAAGUCACUCAAAAAGGAAGACGAAAUGAGCUAUGCCUGCAUCGCCCUGCAGCAAACAAAAACAGGAUCUACCUACAGUUCCAAUUCAACUGUUUACCUUAACGUAACAGCGCGACCUCAACCCUUCCCAAACCAAAUGGAAAAUGUGGUGGCACCUAAGGACACAGACGCCGAGUUCUCCUGUAAAAGUUACUCCCUCAAAAGUGAGGCUGAACCUAUUGGACCAUUUUGGUACUUUAACGGGAAGGAAAUCACAGAAGCUGAGAUUGGAUUAAACCAGCGUUAUAUAACCAAGGAAAAUGGCACUGUCCUGGUUAUUCAAAAUAUACAGAAAGAGUUUACCGGCAGUUUCCAGUGUAUGUCAUACAACAGCGAAGGAACCUUCAUGCGUGAUGCUACACUUGUUGUGAUAGAACCCAUCCUGGUCCAGAUCUCCCCACCUCCCACCAUGGAAAUCUUACCUAAGGACGUGAAAUACCUUGAUGUGGCUGCCACAACUGACCCUCUGUUUACACUCAGGUACAGUUGGUCCUUCACCAACGGGGACGACGAACACUUCUAUAAUAACGAUAUCGGCUCCGACUUUGGCAGCAACUUUCCACCAGAGCUCACACUCUCUGCUGACAGGCAGAACCUCACGAUUGAUGGCAGCAAUUUGGAUGGAGGAGACAUCUAUAAACUUGUUGGUACCUAUUCCCUUCGGGUUUACCAUAAUCAUGAUGCAGUUGACUUUGUUACGGAUAUGAAGACGGACGCUAGUAUAACUCCUGCUCCUGUUGUAACAAGUUCAGCAGGAGGUUUCAACCCCAUCAUCAUCGCGAUAAUCCUUGGAGUCAUAGUCCUCUUUAUAGUCAUCUUCCUCAUCGUCUUCCUCCUAUACAGGAACAGAGGAGGUACCUACCCAUUGGAUAAGAAGGAGUUGGCCGCUGGACACGACCCAGAGAAGGAAUUGGCUGACAGUGGCUUCCAUGAUCUUUCACGAGCUGAUGGUUUUGAUGAUGAGAAACCCACCAAUGACAGGAUGUCCCUUAACGAUAGCGAGAAGGAUUACGAAAGUGAUGACAACUUCGAUCAAGAAUAUGGCGAUGGCGACUUUGACACUACCAAGUUCAACGAAGAUGGGUCGUUCAUUGGUCAAUACACAGACAGUAAACGCCGCCCUCCCAAUCAGUCGGUGGUGUAGGAUAGAACAUGUCGCACUGAAUUGAACCCUGGAGAGAUUACCUACACAGACCUUCACUAUUGUCAGUACUGAGAUAUUUUAACCAUCAGAUAAGUGACCUUUCUAGCUAUACAAGGUCUCAUUAAUAUGGCUUGUCUAACU